This is a messenger RNA of Nymphaea colorata (pocket water lily), 2081 nucleotides long. RefSeq names its product D-2-hydroxyglutarate dehydrogenase, mitochondrial. NCBI's taxonomy places the organism in Eukaryota, Viridiplantae, Streptophyta, Magnoliopsida, Nymphaeales, Nymphaeaceae. The coding region runs from base 93 to 1751 and encodes 552 amino acids. The record is from RefSeq and is a predicted model, not a curated record. Gene Ontology annotation, molecular function: catalytic activity; FAD binding. Gene Ontology annotation, cellular component: mitochondrion. The transcript is spliced from 15 exons.
CCACAAGGAGACGUCUUCGUUUUCGUUUCUGGAUUUCCCGGGUUCCUGGCUUCUGCAAUUGUUGUGGGGAGGGGGCAUUGUCGAAAGGCCGAAUGGGGCGAUGGAGGAGGGCAUCUCAGAUCGUCAACCGCCUUCGCUACGAUCGUUUGUUCGGUUCCCCGCGCGAUUCGAUUCGUGGGUACCCAGCGAUUCCUCUCACUGAUAUAGGUGCUCAACUGAGGAGAGAACGUGAAAUCGUCUAUGGUAGUUUGAGCGGAUUCCGCCUAGUAGGUGGUGGUGGGACGUGGCGGACCACAAUAAGGUCUUUUGGUUCUUUGGCAUCAAAAGUUGCACGGGAUCCUUCCUUUGCUAAAAUUACUGCAGAGGAUAUAAACUACUUCAGGAAGAUAUUGGGUGUCAAGAAUGUUAUUCAAGACGAGGAUCGGUUGAUCGCUUCGAACACGGAUUGGAUGAGAAAGUACAAAGGUUCAAGUCAGCUAUUGCUUCAACCUUCCAGCACAGAAGAGGUGUCACAGAUUCUUAAAUAUUGUAAUUUUAGACGCUUGGCUGUUGUUCCACAAGGUGGAAAUACUGGUCUAGUGGGUGGAAGCGUCCCUGUAUUCGAUGAGGUAAUUAUUAAUGUUGGCUUGUUAAACAAUAUCACAUCAUUGGACAAGGUUAGUGGCAUACUUGUAUGUGAAGCAGGGUGUAUACUUGAAAACUUGGAUUCCUUCCUCUCUGACCAUGGAUUGAUGAUGCCACUUGACUUGGGUGCAAAAGGAAGCUGUCAAAUUGGUGGAAAUAUCUCAACCAAUGCUGGUGGCUUGCGCUUUGUGCGUUAUGGAUCCUUACGUGGGAGUGUUCUUGGUAUUGAAGCUGUUCUUGCAAAUGGCUCCAUAUUGGACUUGCUUGGAACUUUGCGGAAAGAUAACACUGGCUAUGACUUGAAACAAUUGUUCAUUGGCAUUGAAGGAUCUUUAGGCAUUGUUACAAAGGUUUCUAUAAUGACACCGGCAAGGCUACCCUCAACAAAUCUUGCAUUUCUUGCAUGCAAGGACUACAAAAGUUGUCAGAAACUCCUUUAUGAAGCCAAGUGCAGACUUGGAGAGAUCCUCUCAGCAUUCGAGUUCUUGGAUUCCGAAUCAAUGAAUAUGGUUAUUACUUACUUGGAAGGUGUUCGAAACCCAUUUCCUUCAUCAGACUAUAACUUCUAUGUUCUUAUUGAGACAACUGGUAGCACCGAGUCACAUGAUAAGGAGAAGCUUGAAUCUUUUCUCAUGAAGUCUAUGGAAGGUGGUUUGAUUUCCGAUGGUGUUGUAGCUCAAGACAUGAACCAAACUUCUUCAUUUUGGCGCAUUCGCGAGGGAAUUAGUGAAGCAUUAGUCAGAGCAGGUGCUGUCUACAAGUACGAUCUAUCCUUGCCUGUUGAAAAAAUUUAUGAGAUCGUGGAGGAAAUGCGGUCAAGAUUAGGUCAGUCAGCAACAGUUUUGGGAUAUGGCCACCUUGGAGAUGGUAAUCUGCAUCUGAAUGUCUCUGUACCUGAAUAUGAUGACAAAGUUUCUGCAAAAAUUGAACCUUUUGUAUAUGAAUGGACAUCCAAGCAUCGGGGAAGUAUCAGUGCUGAACAUGGACUUGGGCAGAUGAAAGCCAAUGAAAUCCAUUACAGCAAGCCUGUUGAAGCUGUUCAACUCAUGGCUUCCAUAAAGAAGCUGUUGGAUCCCAAUGGAAUAAUGAACCCAUACAAAGUUCUUCCUCAGUCCGUACUUUGCUAAAGGUAACGUAACUUUGGCUGAUUGCAGAGUUCCUUGUUAUGCUUUCCGUACAUCGUUUUCUGGAAUUUAAUGCUCAUGUGUUAGCAUAACAAAAUCACUGUUCCUCUUUUGGGUGAUAAUUGACAAUAUAUUCUGGUUUCUCAUGCUAAUGGAUUGAUUAAAGGUGCACCAUGUUCGUUAUUGAAUAAACCGUGCAUUGUGCUUUUGAAUCACUGAACACAAUAAGGUCGCAAAUGUAACAUCUGUAUGUUACUGUAUCAUUUAUUAUCUAUUGCUGAAAAUACUUGAAGUCACCAGGCACCAGUUGUGCUGAAGCAUCAUAUUUAACCA